Candoia aspera is the source of this 3087-nucleotide messenger RNA. RefSeq names its product SHC adaptor protein 1 (gene SHC1). Bases 115 to 1878 code for a protein of 587 amino acids. NCBI's taxonomy places the organism in Eukaryota, Metazoa, Chordata, Lepidosauria, Squamata, Candoiidae. Gene Ontology annotation, cellular component: plasma membrane. The record is from RefSeq and is a predicted model, not a curated record. The transcript is spliced from 12 exons. Gene Ontology annotation, molecular function: receptor tyrosine kinase binding. Gene Ontology annotation, biological process: intracellular signal transduction; epidermal growth factor receptor signaling pathway; insulin receptor signaling pathway.
GCAGCAGCAGGACCAGGCACCCCGUCUUUCUUCCCUGCAUUAUGGUUCCUGGGAUGUUCGGAUCGCUUUGGACUCUGGGGGGCUCUUGAGUGCCAGCCCGCAGCCCCUUUGGACAUGGAUCUCCUGCCAAAAAGCAAAUACACCCACCUGCACAAUGAAUCUUCAUCCUCCCUGGACGAAGGCUCUGGGGCCGCCGAGGGGGGGUUGCCCCCCGAGUCCCUCGCAGCUGCCCCGUCACUCCCCAGCUCUCAGUCCUCGUCCUCCCUCAGCCCCAUGCUGCCUCUGGGGGACCCCUCCUCCGAAUCGGAGGAGAGCCCCACCACGCUGUGCUCCUUCUUCCCCAAGAUGGCCAAUCUCAAACUCGCCAAUCCGGCCUCCCUGCUCAGCCUCCGGGGCUUUUCCCGGGAGACGGGGGCCACCGAGGAGCCUCCUGCCGCUUCCCCGCCGGACUCAGUGGGGACUGUGGGCCUCUUUUCCCAGGAUAUGAACAAACUCAGCUGCGGGAAGAAGAUGCGGGUGGAAGGCGGCCAGCUGGGGGGCGACGAAUGGACGCGGCACGGCAGCUUCGUCAACAAGCCCAGCCGGGGCUGGCUGCACCGCGACGACAAGGUGAUGGGAUCCGGCGUCUCCUACCUCGUCCGGUACAUGGGUUGCGUGGAAGUGCUGCAGUCAAUGCGGGCGCUCGAUUUCAGCACCAGGACCCAAGUCACGAGGGAGGCUAUUGGCCUGGUUUGCGAAGCCGUGCCCAGUACCAAGGGAGCCGUGCGCAGGAGGAAGCCCUGCGGCCGUGCGCUCAACUCCAUCCUCGGCAAGACCAACCUGAAGUUUGCCGCGAUGCCAAUCACCCUCACCAUCUCGACCAGCAGCCUUAACCUCAUGGCAUCUGAUUGUAAACAGAUCAUUGCCAACCACCAUAUGCAGUCGAUUUCCUUUGCCUCCGGAGGAGAUCCGGACACAGCGGAGUACGUUGCUUACGUUGCCAAAGACCCCGUGAAUCACAGAGCUUGCCACAUCUUGGAAUGUCCCGAGGGGCUAUCCCAAGACGUCAUCAGCACGAUCGGGCAGGCGUUUGAGUUGCGCUUCAAGCAAUAUCUUAAAAACCCUCCCAAGCUCGUCACGCCACACGACAGGAUGGCCGGGUUUGAUGGCUCCGCUUGGGACGAAGAGGAUGAUCCGCCACCUGACCAUCAGUACUACAACGAUUUCCCUGGAAAGGAGCCACCCUUAGGGGGGGUGGUCGACCUGCGCUUGCGGGAUGGGGCUGCGGCAGCCCAGACCCCCAACAAUUUGGGAGCCACCUUGCCUGUUGGACAAGUGGCUGCUGGGGACUACGAAUCCAAGAAGCCACAUUCGGCCGCGCAAGGCCGGGAUAGAUGCCCUCCUGGCCGCACAGAAUUCUUCAUUGACCCCUCCUACGUUAACGUGCAAAAUCUGGAGAAAAUGCAGCAGGGCGUCACCUCCAAUGGCAGCGUGCAGAGAGACCUCUUUGACAUGAAGCCUUUUGAGGACGCCUUGCGGGCACCGCCACCUCCUGCUCCGCCAUCCCACCCGCCGGCUACCAUGGAGGAACAGCUCCGCCAGGAACCAUGGUAUCACGGUCAGAUGAGUCGCAAAGAAUCAGAAAAGCUGCUGCAAGCCAACGGGGAUUUCCUGGUGCGCGAGAGUACCACCACGCCGGGCCAGUAUGUGCUCACCGGGCUGCAGGGCGGGCAGCCAAAACAUCUGCUUCUUGUCGAUCCAGAAGGAGUGGUUCGGACAAAGGAUCACCGCUUUGAGAGCGUCAGCCACCUGAUCAGCCACCACAUGGACAAUCGGUUGCCGAUCAUCUCGGCCGGCAGUGAGCUGUGCCUGCAGCAGCCCGUAGAGCGGAGACAGUGAGCAGGGACAGACCGGGAGCCACGCCACUACAGAUGUCCUUCCGCCGGGACUCCCCCGCCUCCCUUUCCUCUCCGGCCGGCCACAGGGACUUCUCCAACAGCUGCCGGGGGCGGGCCGUCCCCUCUGCCAAAGUGUCCAGCUCUCUCCCGAGGGUCGAAGGGAGUCAGUGGAGCACCAAAACCCAUCGUGCCCUCCCACACCGCCACACGCUCACCCCUCGGCUUUUCCUCGUCACCCCAAAGCGCCGGCCAUGAUGCCAGUCCUCGGUGAGGGCGCUUAAGCCUUGGUUUUCCUGACCGGGCUGGAUUUCAGACUUGGGAUAAAGUCCUCCUCGGACCUCGCCUCGGAUGACUUUGCCUCCUCCGGUAACUUUGUGGAAGAGCCAGGCGGGCCACGCAGCCCCUUGUUGGAUGCAACUGAUGCCAAAGUCCCCGUCUGGGUUUGUUUUCUGGGAGAUCGGGGUGGGGGGGGAGCUGUGGCCUCCCCCCCUUCCUUAAAGCACAAGAAUUUUUUAAAAAAGAGGGCAACUCUCUCGGGUCCCCAACGCAGAACCGCCCCUCCCUGCACACAGACCCCUCUCGUUCACUUUAUAUACGCUCUCUCUGUGCCUUGAUCCUUUUACAGGUCUCGGAUUUUAUGCAAAAUCCCUCUAGCCCCGGCAGUCAAUUGACGGUGCCUGGUUUUUUUUGCAGGGGGGAGUGCUGCAGAGUGGAGAAAGAAGGGCGGUCGUUUUUCACCCGCCUGCCUCUGAUCCAUCACGGUUCCCCCCCCCAUUUCCUCCCCCCCAAAGCCCAGUCUAAGCAAUGGAGAGACCCCUCCGGAUUAAGGGACGGUUUUGCUGAAUUUUAGGACCAUCCCCACAAAGGCAGCUGUAAAGCUGCAGGUUUCAAGACCUCCAAAGGCCCAAAAAGAGGAGAAAAAGAAUCAGGUGUAUCUUCCCGUGCUCAGGCGGGUCUUCCUCCCCUGUUCCUCCCCGGGUUCUGUACAUAAGUUUUAUAAGUUGGUGUUGCAUGUCUGUUGUUAUACUCAGAAGCCAACGUGUAGCUUUACUCUCUCUCACUGUGCCUGUCCCUGCCCCUCGGCGGGACCCCCAAGUUCACCUCGCCCCCUUCUCUCCCCUCCCUUUACACACACUUUGUAUCGGUUUGAUUUUCUCUCGAUUAUACCAAAGGAAAUCGAAUGGUUAUUAUUAAAGUUGGUAUUUCUUUA